This is a messenger RNA of Camelina sativa (false flax), 1342 nucleotides long. RefSeq lists its product as uncharacterized. The record is from RefSeq and is a predicted model, not a curated record. NCBI's taxonomy places the organism in Eukaryota, Viridiplantae, Streptophyta, Magnoliopsida, Brassicales, Brassicaceae.
GUUUUUAUUUUUGUCUUCAGAUGGUUCAGACUUCAUUGUAGCGCUUCCAAAGCUUCGCUUGUCAGAGAACACGUGGCACUUAAUUCAGCACCUCUCUGUCAAAGCACUGUGAAACCAUGGCGACGCGUGUGACGCUGGCGGCGUUUAGAGUUUAGACCCUUUCUCCAAAAUCUCAUCUUUCUUCUUCUUCUUCUUCUCCGUCGUCGUCUACUCGUCUUACAAUCUUUUAAUCGAUCGUUUUUGGCGAAACACGAGAGACUGAACUCUGAAGUAUCAUGAAAAGAGUUUCAUUGGUUGCGCGUAAGAAACACAAGAGGAAGAAAAACAUAAGAUUCGUGAAGAGUAUUGUGGCUUACCUCAAAUCGGAUGAUUACAUGUUCGCUCCUCUGUUUUCCAAUUCCCCACCGUUCACGACUGAGGUAAAUACGCCUCCGUCGUCGAGUUCGAAGACGGACGACAUCUCCCUGACAGGGUUUGAGUCAUUGGGGUUUGAGAGGGUAAUUAAGAAGAAGAAGAGAACAAUGUCUGAGAAAGUUAAGAGAUACCUAAAAUCUGAUUGUCACAUGUACGGACCAGUGAUCUCACCUCCAAAGCUUGGUUCUGCUUCACUUAAAGGGAAAUUGCAAAUAACAAAUUUGGUUACGAUGGAAGUAUCAACGAGUAAUACAACCACGAGGGAAGAUAACAGCAAUUAUAGGAAUCUCCGGUCAGAUAUUGUAGGACAGGCAUUGCAUAAUGGAAGGAUCAACUUUCCAAAACGAGGAUUGGUUAGCUUAGAAGGACAACGAGGUGGACUAAGCCGUGAAACAGAUCUUUCAUCAGCUUUUUCCUCUCUACCAGAGGAAAAGAUGGUGAAGCCAGAUCAAAGGAGAGUUACUAUUGAGUGAAGAAGGACUGAAGCUGGAGAGCUAGGGAGAAGAGGUAGAAGGUGAACUGACAAGUAGUAAUCGUGUGCACGUGAGUUGCAUUCAAUUUGUGUCCCACAUGCCACAUCGCAGACCCUCCCCAUCUGUCAACUCUACACACGCAUGCAAAGAAGAAAGCUUUGCGUUGCGUCUUGCGUGUAUCUAACAUGGUUCAUUAUUGCUAUGGAAAUCAAAGAGACAUCAUAUCUGUCAAUGUUUUACGGAGUCCCUAGUCUAGUUUUGAAAUAAUGUGAAGCUAGUGUAGGUUGAGUAGUCGGAAUUGAUAAGAUAUGAUCAUUAUGAUCUUAUACAUAAUUUAAUAGACGAAUGCGAUAUGUCUAUUUCUAUAUGACACAAUCGUAUUGGAGCUUGCACAUGAGUCCCCGAGAAAAACGGAGAUUAUUGUAUUUGGAGACUAGAGAAGAGAGAUAUAGACG